AUGGGAUAUGAUAUUGGGUGGAUUAUCCCGCGGUUGCGGAACCCUGGCAGACUGUGGAACUGCGCCAGUUCUAUCACAGUAGCAGUGGUUGGAUUGUUUAGCAAAAUCAUUAUAGAGUUCCUGAACAAGACGACGGUCUACAACCGCGAGGCGCUGGCGCGUGCGGUGCAUCGACCACAUGGCGUGCCACUGCUCACCGUCUCCAACCACCACUCCUGCUUCGAUGACCCUGGCCUCUGGGGCGUGUUGGAGGCGCGCACGCUGGCGAGCGGCGCGCGCAUGCGCUGGGCGCUGGCUGCGCACGACAUCUGUUUCACGAACGCGCUGCACGCGUGCUUUUUCGCGCUCGGCAAGUGCGUGCCCGUCGUGCGCGGGGCCGGCGUCUACCAGCCUGCAAUGGAUUUCUGCGUGGAACGACUUGCCCUGGGCGAGUGGGUGCACAUCUUCCCUGAAGGUCGGGUCAAUGUUGAGAAAGAUCAUAUCAGGUUCAAGUGGGGCGUGGGGCGGCUGGUGGCGGAGAGCUGGGCGCGGGGCAGCGCGCCGCUGGUGGUGCCCGUGUGGCAUGAGGGGUUUGACCGCGUGCUGCCCAACGUGGAGCCCUACCGGCUGCGGCUGCGCAAGCGCCUCUACCUGUGCGUGGGCGAGCCCAUCCCGCUGCUGCCGCUGCUGCACAGGUUAAAGAGUGCGAACGCGUCAGAGGAAGAGACGCGGCGCGCCAUCACAGAGCGCAUCCAGGACGAGUUGUACCGCCUGCGGGAGUGCGCGCGCACGCUGCUCAAGCGCGCAGGGGACCCCAUGGCCACCGACACGACGCCCCCCGCGCCCCCUGCCGCCCGCCACGCGCCCGCCGCGCCCUGCGCCAACGGCAUCGACCACCGCCACGAGAAAGACAAAGACGUCUAG
Molecule: messenger RNA, 903 nt
Organism: Parnassius apollo (apollo)
Lineage: Eukaryota; Metazoa; Arthropoda; Insecta; Lepidoptera; Papilionidae
Source: the annotation of a GenBank genome assembly